Molecule: messenger RNA, 667 nt
Organism: Schizophyllum commune H4-8
Lineage: Eukaryota; Fungi; Basidiomycota; Agaricomycetes; Agaricales; Schizophyllaceae
Product: Sm-like ribonucleoprotein
Exons: 6
Coding region: 56-325 (89 amino acids)
Biological process (GO): spliceosomal snRNP assembly; mRNA splicing, via spliceosome
Cellular component (GO): precatalytic spliceosome; U2 snRNP; U4/U6 x U5 tri-snRNP complex
Molecular function (GO): RNA binding
Source: RefSeq, a predicted model, not a curated record
ACUCUUGUUCUUCUCCCCUCAUUGCGCUGCACGACCCCACGAAUAAUCGCCCAGUAUGUCGCAACGCCAGCAGAGGGUGAUGGUCCAGCCCAUCAAUGUCAUCUUCAAAAAUCUGCAGCAAAAAUCGCACGUAUGCAUCUGGCUGUACGACAACAUCGAAAUGCGCAUAGAAGGCAGGAUAAUUGGGUUCGACGAAUUCAUGAACGUCGUGAUCGACGAGGCCGUUGAGGUCUUCAUCAAGGAGGCGAAGCCCCGCAGAGAGCUUGGACGCAUUUUAUUGAAGGGCGACAACAUCACCUUAAUUCAGCAAGUGCAGCAGUCAUAGUCCCCUCCCCAUCGCCCUCCUUCCCGCCUUCCCAUCUUGCGCUUCCCUCUCUUGCAAUCUGUUGUAUCUCUCGACAUGUAUAAUGCAUUGCUCCUCGCAAAGAAUCCACGCGCAAACGUGAUUUGACAAUCAAUCCACUUGCGCCAGCCUCUGUCCUACGCUUUUCUUCCCGUCAUCAAGAAAAAUUCGACUGGCUGCCCCUUUCGCUUCGCUGCGAUAUCGUGCACACUAUAUCGAAGAUUUGACAACCCCGCCUCUCCAAACACUCGACGGAUGUCAGCCUCUGCAAUGCCGCCCUGAUGGCAGACCAACGAUGCGUCGCCAUGCUCAGGGUACAGGUCU